ACCCUCUCUCUUAUAUUUUGCCCCCACUAGUUCAAAAGUCUGGCUCCGUCCCUGGUUUCAGGCAGCCACCUUAAUUGUUGCACACAUACCUAUGCGCCCUUAUUCGGUGGAAGUGGCAACUGGCAACUACUAGAACAAUCUUUGUUGCAAAACACACUUUUUACUCUCUCUCUCUCUCAACUCUCGCUCUUAAUCAGCCAUGGCUAUUCCAACAGCAGCCUAUGUGGUGCCACUGGGGGCCAUCUUCUUUUUCUCAGGAUUACUCGUUAAUCUCAUUCAGGCGUUUUUCUUCAUAACUGUGUGGCCAUUUUCCAAGAAAACGUAUAUAAGGAUCAACAAAGUGAUUGUAGAGCUCUUGUGGCUUGAAUUCGUCUGGCUUGCUGACUGGUGGGCUGGGCUUAAGAUUGAAGUGUAUGCGGAUGCGGAAACAUUCCAGUUGAUGGGGAAAGAACAUGCGCUCGUCAUAUGCAACCACAAAAGUGAUAUUGACUGGCUGGUUGGCUGGAUUUUGGCUCAGCGAGCUGGUUGCCUUGGUAGUUCAUUUGCCGUGACAAAGAAAUCAGCAAGAUACCUUCCUGUUGUGGGUUGGUCAAUAUGGUUUUCUGGGGCUAUCUUUUUAGAAAGGAGUUGGGAAAAGGAUGAAAAUACUCUCAAGGCCGGAUUUCAGCGCUUAAGGGAAUUCCCAUGUGCUUUCUGGCUGGGGCUAUUUGUUGAAGGUACUCGCUUCACACAGGCGAAACUUUUAGCCGCUCAGGAAUAUGCAUCUACAAUGGGAUUGCCUUUUCCUAGGAAUGUUCUGAUUCCAAGAACGAAGGGUUUUAUUGCCGCAGUAAAUCACAUGCGUGAGUUUGUUCCAGCUAUUUAUGAUCUAACAUUCGCGUUCCCCAAAGACUCGCCUCCGCCCACAAUGCUAAGACUUUUAAAGGGGCAACCUUCUGUGGUGCAUGUUCACAUCAAAAGGCAUUUAAUGAAGGAUUUGCCUGAGAAGAAUGAAGCUGUUGCACAAUGGUGUAAAGAUGUAUUCUUGGUUAAGGAUAAAUUACUUGACAAACAUAAAGAGGACGGCAGUUUUGGUGAUGGAGAGUUGCAUGAAAUUGGCCGACCAUUGAAGUCUCUUGUGGUUGUCACCGCUUGGGCUUGUCUACUCAUUUUAGGAACCUUAAAGUUCUUGCAAUGGUCAUCGCUCCUGUCUUCUUGGAAGGGUCUUAUAUUUUCUGCUACAGGCUUGGCUGUUUUGACGGUACUCAUGCAAUUUCUAAUACAAUCAACGCAGUCAGAGCGCUCAAACCCUGCUAGUCUGUCUAAACCUGUCAGGGCAAAACCAGUGAAGCCAAAUAUAUAACUAUAAUGGCAUAUUUGGGAACUUGGAUUUCAUUGAAAUCCUGAAUUUGAUCAAAUGACAUGUUUGGAUACAUAAAAAAAGUUGGAUUUAAAUUUCAUUUAAAAUCCAGUGCAUUCAAAUACUAGUAUAAUGCUGAGAA
Messenger RNA from Daucus carota subsp. sativus, 1481 nucleotides. Its product is annotated as 1-acyl-sn-glycerol-3-phosphate acyltransferase 2. Gene Ontology annotation, cellular component: endomembrane system. NCBI's taxonomy places the organism in Eukaryota, Viridiplantae, Streptophyta, Magnoliopsida, Apiales, Apiaceae. Gene Ontology annotation, molecular function: 1-acylglycerol-3-phosphate O-acyltransferase activity. The transcript is spliced from 11 exons. Bases 200 to 1342 code for a protein of 380 amino acids. The record is from RefSeq and is a predicted model, not a curated record.